UUAUGGUCUUAAGAGCAUUGAUAUCAUAAUGGAGAUCCAAAUACAUUCCACGUCACACAAUCUCUAAUUCCUUGAGAGGUAAAUGUUGUUCUUUGUAAACUGUCCUUUUUGUGUUACGCCAUCUCAACAACUUCUCAGAAGGAAACAUUCGGGAAAAUACAAUAUUGAUGACAUAGAUAGAAAAAGUCGUUUCAAGAAAAGUUCACGCUAUGAAACCAUUUUCACAACUCUCUCUUUGGUAUCAUCACAAAGGAAAACUUCAGAGGAAAUUAUGAAAGAAGCAGUUAAGCUCAUGCCUGGAGGUGUCAAUUCUCCUGUUCGUGCUUUUCGAUCUGUCGGAGGAAAUCCGAUUGUCUUUAAAAAAGUAAAAGGUUCAAAGGUGUAUGAUGUGGAUGGUAACGAAUAUAUUGACUAUGUGGGAACUUGGGGGCCAGCUAUAGUUGGCCACGCCAACGAUGAAGUCGUGAAAGCUUUAAAAGAAGCAGUAGAGAAUGGGACCAGUUUUGGAGCUCCUUGUGAACUGGAGAACAUCCUUGCUCGAAUGGUCAUUGAUGCGGUACCUUCAGUAGAAAUGGUUCGAUUUGUCAAUUCAGGAACAGAAGCUUGUAUGUCAGCACUACGAUUGAUGCGUGCUUAUACAGGUAGAGAGAAGAUCAUAAAAUUUGCUGGCUGUUUUCAUGGUCAUGCUGAUCCAUAUUUGGUUCAGGCAGGUUCUGGUGUAGCCACUCUUGGACUUCCAGAUUCACCUGGAGUCCCAAAGUCUACCACAGAGAAUACAUUAACUGCGCCUUAUAAUGACUAUCAAGCCGUUGAGAACUUAUUUCAUACUUAUCCAAAUCAGAUUGCGGGCGUUAUUUUGGAACCCGUCGUUGGAAACUCUGGUUUUAUUCUUCCAGACAAGUCUUUUUUGGAAGGUCUACGUUCUUUAACUAGAAGAGAAGGUGCUCUAUUAUGCUUCGAUGAAGUGAUGACUGGCUUCCGCAUUUCCUAUGGAGGAGCUCAGAAGUAUUUCAAUAUCCAACCUGAUCUUACUACCUUUGGGAAAAUAAUUGGUGGUGGUUUACCUGUGGGUGCAUAUGGAGGAAGAAAAGAUAUUAUGGAGAUGAUUGCUCCUUCUGGACCAGUUUAUCAGUCUGGUACUCUUUCAGGAAAUCCGUUAGCUAUGACUGCUGGAAUCAAAACAUUAGAGAUAUUGAAAAGACCUGGCACUUAUGAAUAUUUGGAGCAAAUAACAAGCAAGUUGGUAAAUUCUAUGGUAGCCAUUGCACAAGAUGCUGGACAUGCGUUUACUGGAGGACAUUUGUCUGCUAUGUUUGGAUUUUUCUUUACUUCAGGAACUGUGAAAAACUUUGAAGAUGCCAAAAGGUCCGACCUUGCAAAGUUUCAACGUUUUCAUCGGUCCAUGCUGGAACAAGGCAUCUAUCUCGCUCCAUCUCAGUUUGAGGCAGGGUUUAUCAGUUUGCAGCAUUCAGAAAGAGAUAUCGAAGAAACUUUACAAGCUUUUACAAGAGUUAUGAAGGAGAUAUGAUCAAGAAAAGAACAUUGUGCCUA
Galdieria sulphuraria is the source of this 1551-nucleotide messenger RNA. Its product is annotated as glutamate-1-semialdehyde 2,1-aminomutase. Gene Ontology annotation, biological process: tetrapyrrole biosynthetic process. The record is from RefSeq and is a predicted model, not a curated record. The coding region runs from base 83 to 1528 and encodes 481 amino acids. Lineage: Eukaryota; Rhodophyta; Bangiophyceae; Galdieriales; Galdieriaceae. The transcript has 4 exons. Gene Ontology annotation, molecular function: pyridoxal phosphate binding; glutamate-1-semialdehyde 2,1-aminomutase activity; transaminase activity.